This is a messenger RNA of Olea europaea var. sylvestris, 751 nucleotides long. RefSeq names its product multiprotein-bridging factor 1a-like. Lineage: Eukaryota; Viridiplantae; Streptophyta; Magnoliopsida; Lamiales; Oleaceae. Gene Ontology annotation, cellular component: nucleus. Bases 108 to 527 code for a protein of 139 amino acids. The transcript is spliced from 4 exons. Gene Ontology annotation, molecular function: DNA binding. The record is from RefSeq and is a predicted model, not a curated record.
AGGACCGUCCGCCCCCUUCCACACAAUUCACCCGGUUAAACACGCAACGAGCACAGAACUUUUUCAUCAGAGAAAAAAAAUAGUAGUGAGGAAGAAAGCAAGAAAAAAUGUCAGGAAUAUCACAGGAUUGGGAGCCAGUGGUGAUCCGCAAGAAGGCCCCUACAGCAGCCGCCCGCAAGGAUGAAAAAGCCGUCAACGCCGCCCGUCGUGCUGGCGCUGAGAUCGAAACUGUCCGGAAAUCUAAUGCAGGGACAAACAAGGCUGCCUCAAGCAGCUCCACAUUGAACACCAGGAAGCUUGAUGAAGAGACUGAAAAUUUGGCUCAUGAAAAGGUGCCCAGUGAACUGAAGAAAGCCAUCAUGCAGGCUCGAUUGGACAAGAAAUUGACCCAGGCUCAGCUUGCUCAGAUGAUAAAUGAGAAGCCCCAAAUCAUCCAGGAAUAUGAAUCUGGAAAGGCAAUUCCAAACCAGCAGCUUAUUUCGAAACUGGAAAGGGCCCUUGGCGUGAAACUGCGAGGAAAGAAAUAAAACAAGCAGCAAGUGGAGUUUAAAAAAUUUGCUUGCAAUGUUGUUUGGAGUCCUAAAAAUGCGGUGGUGUUGUUUUCUUUUGUUUUUCAAUUGAUGUCGCAUCUGCUGCUACUAUGGAUUAUGGAUUUGGCGUUUCUUGUGAAUAGGGGAUGUUUUUCUUGUGAAAAUAUGAGGAUCACCCUCAUCUCAUUCUCCUUUAAUGAAAUAAAUAUGUCCUUGGAAUA